Messenger RNA from Peronospora matthiolae, 369 nucleotides. NCBI's taxonomy places the organism in Eukaryota, Oomycota, Peronosporomycetes, Peronosporales, Peronosporaceae. The record is from the annotation of a GenBank genome assembly.
AUGAAAAACGAAUCGAUCGGUGGCAGCAGAAAUCUGCUACUGAUCGUAGACGAAGCCAGUGGAUGUAUGAAGGGCUUUUUACGAGUGAAGUCCGAGAGUGAAGACUACAUCCGGAAGUACAUCACUAUGGUACAGACGCAGUUCAGUAAGAAGGUCAAGUUUGUGCUACACGACGGAGCCCGCGAGUUCGCAACCAACUCGCUUCGAUUGUUCUACGAAGAUGAAGGCAUUGAAAAGCAGACAACGGUGCAUAUGCGCAUCAAACCAACGGAACAGCAGAGCGUGCCAUUAGAACUAUCAUCACGAUCGGCUGCAGCAUUCUUCAUCAUGCCAAACUGGACAAGUGUUCGUGGGCUGAAGCAGAGAUGA